UUACGUAUGCGGAAGCUCCGGCCCGAGCGAUCCAGGGAAACGGGCUCUAAAGGCUGGACGGAGCACUGUUGUGUGUAUAAUCGCAUUUUACCGGUUAUAGCACGACCGAGCCGUGGUAGCUAGAGCGGAUCAGAGCAAUUAACAUAACACAAUGAACAACACCAGUAAAGAGGCGGGGACGACUGGAAAUAGCAUCCUAGGACCGGGUGAGAUGCAAAUGGCUCCCUCACUGAACCACAAGCAGCAUGAUAGCGGCACCGGUGACGAGUUGGUGAGCACAGUGACGCUUUACAGGCGCAGGCCUCGGCUGCUACACGGCACCAUCCUCCCGUUUCUGGCAGUUUUUUACCCGUGCUGGCUGUACGUGUGGCUAGGAGUAUAUGGUGCACCCGAGUAUCCCGAGGCAGGCCUCCUGGCGUUAGCUGCUAUCGGGAUUGCGCACGUCCUCACAGCUCUUUCUGGUUAUUGGUCCGUGCACGCGCACUGUUGGCUGACUUGUUCAAAGGAACCAGAUCCAAACAAGGCUACACUGGCAAAGGUCAUACCCACCCCCAACAAUGGCUCUGCUGAGCUCGUGGCACUACAAAGGGACCAGGAGACACUGUCUUUUGAGUUUCAAAAGAUCCGCUACAUCUUUGACCACAAAGAAAAGAAAUGUUUCCUUCCAAUAGCAUUCCCCAUCAACCAUCCAAUGGGCUACUUCCAGUCUUGGCGGGGCUACCAAGAUGAGGGGGACCUCAGAGCUGCAGAAAAAUGCUAUGGCACCAAUCGGGCUGAGAUGGUUGUGCCGGAUUUUCUGGAGCUUUUCAAAGAAAGAGCCACAGCUCCCUUUUUUGUUUUCCAGGUUUUCUGUGUUGGGCUGUGGUGUCUGGAUGAAUACUGGUACUACAGUGUUUUCACACUCUUCAUGUUGGUAGCAUUUGAGGCCUCUCUUGUUCAGCAGCAAAUGAGGAAUAUGUCUGAAAUAAGACGGAUGGGAAACAAACCCUACAUGAUUCAGGUGUAUCGUAACAGGAAGUGGAGGCCUGUUUCAAGUGACGAGCUGGUCCCCGGUGACAUUGUUUCAAUAGGUAGAUCUCCUCAGGACAACUUGGUGCCCUGUGACGUGCUGCUGCUCAGGGGUCGCUGUAUUGUAGAUGAGGCGAUGUUGACUGGAGAGUCUGUGCCACAGAUGAAGGAGCCAAUCGAGGACCUAGACUCAGAGCAGGUCCUGGACUUGCAGCUAGACUCACGACUUCAUGUAAUCUCUGGUGGGACCAAAGUAGUCCAACAUAGCCCUCCGUUAAAAGCUAGCGCUGGUCUUAAACCUGUGGACAAUGGCUGUGUAGCUUAUGUUCUGAGAACAGGAUUCUACACAUCUCAGGGUAAACUGUUGCGGACCAUCCUGUUUGGGGUGAAGAGAGUGACGGCAAACAACCUGGAGACUUUUAUCUUCAUCCUUUUCCUCCUUGUGUUUGCUGUUGCUGCAGCUGUUUAUGUUUGGGUUGAAGGAACCAAGGAUCUCAGCCGGAACCGAUACAAGCUGUUCCUGGAGUGCACACUAAUUCUCACCUCUGUGGUUCCACCAGAACUCCCUAUAGAGCUUUCUCUGGCCGUUAACACAUCUCUUAUUGCACUGGCUAAACUUUAUGUGUUCUGCACAGAGCCCUUCAGAAUACCAUUUGCAGGGAAAGUGCAGGUUUGCUGUUUUGACAAAACUGGAACACUGACCAGUGACAGCCUUGUUGUACGGGGAGUAGCUGGCCUCAGGGGAGGAAAGGAGGUGAUGCCAGUGUCUGAAAUCCCAGUUGAGACGCAUCGAGUGGUGGCCACCUGUCACUCACUAGUUACACUGGACGAUGGACAGCUGGUUGGAGAUCCACUGGAGAAAGCCAUGCUGACCGCUGCUGACUGGACGCUGACUAAAGAUGAAAAGGUUUUUCCACGUGGCAUUAAAACCCAGGGCCUGAAAAUCCACCAGCGAUUCCAUUUUGCGAGCGCUCUGAAAAGAAUGUCUGUCCUGGCUUCCUACGAAAAAAUGGGGUCAACUGAGCUUUGUUACGUCUCAGCUGUCAAAGGAGCUCCAGAGACACUCAGAGGAAUGUUUUCUGCAUACCCAGAGAGUUACGACACAGUCCACAGGGAAAUGUCUCGAGAAGGAGCUCGAGUUCUAGCUUUGGGCUACAAGGAGAUGGGGCAUCUCAGUCAUCAGCAGGUUCGGGAGAUAAGUCGUGAUGCACUGGAGUGCAACCUGCAGUUUGCUGGGUUCAUGGUUGUGUCCUGCCCACUCAAGAGUGACAGCAAGGCUGUCAUCAAAGAAAUCCAGGAAGCAUCUCAUCAUGUGGUUAUGAUUACAGGUGACAACCCUCUGACAGCUUGCCAUGUAGCAAGAGAGCUCUACUUUAUCCAGAAAGAACACACAGUUAUCUUACAGCCAACCCCCGACCAAAGUGAUUGGCACUGGGAGUCCAUAGAUGGCAGUGUGCGUGUACCAGUGCCCCCUCCUUCCCUGUCUUCAUUUGUGCAAGAGUUUGACUUGUGUGUAACAGGAGAGGGACUGGCCAGAUUAAGCAGUAACCCUCUGCUACUCCACACCCUGUUGCCCCACAUUCGAGUGUUUGCUCGAGUCAGUCCAAAACAAAAAGAAUAUGUGAUCACAAGUCUAAAGGGGCUAGGCUACGUAACCCUGAUGUGCGGUGAUGGUACGAACGAUGUUGGAGCACUCAAACACGCCCACGUAGGUGUUGCUCUGUUAGCCAAUGCACCAGAACGCAUCCCUGAGAAAAAGAAACGUGUUAGAGAGAGGGAUGGGCCAACAGAGUCUAGAUCUUUACCUCUAGUAACACCUGGAGGGAAACUAAGCUCCAGAGCAGCCAAGCAUAGGCUGAUGGCCCAGAGGGAAGAGCAGCUUGCAGCACAAAAGGAGAGGAUCAGUCAGGUCCUACGGGAAAUGGAAGAAGAUCAGAUGCAAGUAGUGAAGCUGGGAGACGCCUCAAUUGCAGCUCCUUUUACCUCAAAGCUUUCUUCAAUACAAUGCAUUUGCCAUGUAAUAAAGCAAGGCCGCUGCACUCUUGUGACAACGCUCCAGAUGUUUAAAAUCCUGGCUCUGAAUGCCCUGGUUCUGGCCUACAGCCAGUCUGUACUCUACCUCGAGGGCGUCAAGUUCAGUGAUUUCCAGGCAACCCUACAGGGCCUGCUGUUGGCUGGGUGCUUCCUCUUCAUUUCUAGAUCAAAACCACUGAAAACAUUGUCAAGAGAGCGACCGUUGCCAAACAUCUUCAACCUUUAUACGGUGCUAACUGUGCUGUUGCAGUUUGCUGUUCACUUUUGUAGUCUGGUGUAUCUUUACAAAGAGGCUCAAAGCAGAAGUCCACCCAGAGCGGAGCAGUUUGUUGACCUGUACAAAGAAUUUGAGCCCAGUCUAAUUAAUAGCACAGUGUAUAUUAUGUCUAUGGCCAUGCAGAUGGCAACUUUUGCCAUUAACUACAAGGGUCACCCUUUCAUGGAGUCUCUCAGUGAGAACCGACCGCUACUGUGGAGCAUUGCUUUGUCAGCCUUAGCAAUUGUGGGACUUCUCACCGGCUCCUCGCCAGAAUUUAAUGAACAAUUUGCUCUUGUAGAUAUUCCAACAGAGUUCAAAAUGAUCAUAGCCCAGGUUCUGGUGGUGGACUUUGUUGCAGCUCUUCUGGUGGACCGUGUCCUGCAGUUCCUGCUCGGAAAAGGAACACUCAGGCUGCCCUCUUGAACUUAGUGCCAACAGCGAGUGCUGCCUUUACCAGUCCAAUUGUAAAGGGAGAGAAAACCAUGACUGUGGAAGACAAAACUGUUAUAACACACGUAUAACAGUUGAGAUGUCAUGGCCAGCAGUACUGUACACUCUGUGGAUUCCUGCCCUCAUUCCACUUCACACCUCUGUGAACACCUGUUUCUGUGUUGUUUUUUUGUUUUUGUUAUUUAUAACCUUUUUCCUUUCAAACCUCUUCAUUUUUUUCUACAUUUCUAUUUUUUUCUCUAUCUCUCUUGAUCUGUCCUUCCGUGCUGCUACAAAAGGCCAUGACGACAGCAGUAUUGAGUGGAGUGUGAGACUGUGUGCCAGCCAGAGUAAAACACAGACACACCAAUGGGCAUUCUCUAAGAGAAUUGCAGAAGUGUUUCUAAGUUGUUGUUUUUCUGCUUUCUCUCCCUAAUUUUGUAUAAAGUGAAAAAUAUCUCUAACAGACUGAUAAAGACAAUUACAAAAA
Messenger RNA from Cynoglossus semilaevis (tongue sole), 4220 nucleotides. RefSeq names its product ATPase 13A1 (gene atp13a1). Gene Ontology annotation, molecular function: ATP hydrolysis activity; ATP binding; ATPase-coupled monoatomic cation transmembrane transporter activity. The record is from RefSeq and is a predicted model, not a curated record. The transcript is spliced from 25 exons. Lineage: Eukaryota; Metazoa; Chordata; Actinopteri; Pleuronectiformes; Cynoglossidae. Gene Ontology annotation, cellular component: endoplasmic reticulum membrane. Bases 152 to 3724 code for a protein of 1190 amino acids. Gene Ontology annotation, biological process: transmembrane transport; intracellular calcium ion homeostasis; extraction of mislocalized protein from ER membrane.